Molecule: messenger RNA, 3606 nt
Organism: Salarias fasciatus (jewelled blenny)
Lineage: Eukaryota; Metazoa; Chordata; Actinopteri; Blenniiformes; Blenniidae
Product: putative ZDHHC-type palmitoyltransferase 6
Exons: 10
Coding region: 88-1767 (559 amino acids)
Molecular function (GO): palmitoyltransferase activity; protein binding
Source: RefSeq, a predicted model, not a curated record
GCCUCGUCGGAGGAGGUGAUCGUGUCGCUGCUCGUCGCGUCUGUCGGCGGAAACAGUAGGAGGCCCCCCGCGCGAGCAUCUGUCACCAUGCAUCCGAUGCCCGUGUGUUCCGUGAGCGGCGGAGACAUAUUCGACUGUAUACAGAGAGGGAAUAUUGAACAGUGCAUACACUUCGUUCAGAAUGAUCGUUCAGUGCUCAAGCAAAAAGGCUGGGGUGGUUUCACCCCGCUUCACUACGCUGCCCUGCAUGGUAACCGUGCCCUGGUUGACCUUUUCCUAAGCACUGGAGCCGAUCCUAACCUGACGAAUGAUGCAGGACAGACCGCCUUUCAUUUUGCCUGCAGGCAAGGAAAUGUUUAUAUCAUCCAUCAAAUGAUGCAGUAUGGAGCCGACAUACGUCUCAUUGACUUGCAAGGAAAAACAUCACUGCACCAUGCGGUUACUGGUGGUAACAUAAUUGCUGUGCACUAUUUGUGGGAGACGGGAAUGUUCCGGUUCUCAGACACGGACAUGUACCAGGUGACGCCUCUUCACCUGGCUGCAUCCACAGGCAACACUGAGGUGGUUCGAUAUCUGCUCAGAAAUCAGCGCUGUGCGGUGGAUGCAGUCGACCAGCAGGGGGCGACAGCACUUCACGUUGCAGCAGAAAGGGGCGGAGUGGAGGUGUGCUGGACACUGCUGCAGAGAACAGGGUGCAGGAUGCUCCAGGAGAAGAACCACAGCGGCCUCACGCCACUGGAUCUGUGCAGGCAGGGGAAGACUUUCAGACAUCAGCAACUCACCAAACUACUGAGUCGGUACAUUAAUGAGCCGAUCCACCACAAACCCCGAGAGUCCCAUGUUUUAUACUACUGGACGCUUCUGUUUCCCACUCUGAGCGGAGCUGCGAUCCUGCUGAUAGCCGCCAUGUUGGGAGGCUACGGGGGCCUGAUCUGUGGUCUGCUGUUCCCUUGGCUGGCCAGAAGCAUUUUCACACAGUACCACCGCAUGACCACUUACCAAAGGUUGCCUAACCCCAUCUACCUGGGAACGCUUCUUGCCGGCUUGUUUCAUUCUCUGCUCUGCUUCUAUGGAAGAAUGGUGCCGAGUGUGUUGCCCAGCAGCACUCUGGCCCAGGUCUCCAUGUUCCACUUCUCGGUACUGCUGGGUUUGUUCUGUAAGGUUCUGAUCCAGGACCCCGGGGCGCUGGGCAAGGCCGACGCGGACCCCCGGUACUCCUGUGUUGCGGACCUCGUGGAGAACAACCAGAGCCCUCAGAGGUUCUGCCCAUACUGCGAGUUGUUCCAGCCUGACUUCACCAAACACUGCAAGCUGUGUGAACUCUGCAUCAAAGACUAUGACCAUCACUGCCUUUUCCUCAACCGCUGCAUCGGCCGGGGCAACCACCGGCUCUUCCUGGUCUUCAUCCUCGCCAUGGCGACGGCCCACCUUCUCUUCGUGGCCACGGCGACCAGCUACCUGUACAGCGAGAUGCCGGAGGGCGGCCACAGCCUGAGCCUGUGGCUGGCGCUGCUGGGACAGGAGUUCUGGGUCGUGGUCAUGAUGGUCAUGAACGUGCUGACGCUCCUGUGGGAGGUCUGGCUCCUGACGGAGCAGUUCGAGGCGCUCGCCACCGGGACGACCACCUACUUCAGACAGUGUGAAAGCUCGGCGCGGCAGAGGUCGCGGGCGCAGCGCUGGGCUGUGGUGCUGACCUUUCUGCUGGAGGGCCGGAGACGGCUGGGCAGCGGACAGAGCAGAGAGGACAAACCGGCCAUAGACAUUUAAAUAUCCCCUCAGUGUCUGGAGUGCCCUCUGAGUUACAUAUAUAUUUAUGUAUUUAUGGUGAAAACACAAGUAGGUAUUGCAUGUGUAAACGCUGACAUUUUUAGAAGCUAAAAUUCUUUUGAGAAAGAUUCUCUGACUGCAAGACUUUAAUUUAUAAAAAGGCAGUGAAUUUAAAAUACCAUUAUUGAAAAUUCAAGCGGAUAAAGUGGCAAAAUAGUGUGUGAAACCUGUGGAAGUUUUUUUUUUUUUUUAUGUAUUGAUCCAUCUUAAAAUAUGACCUAAACUGUAUCAAGUCAAGACAAUUAAUGUGCCAAACCUAAUGGCAGAGAUUACUGAGCAUGUCCUCUGAAGCACAGUGCUUGAGGGAAAAGUCAUUUCAGGAUUAAGGAAUCCGCAAAACUUUUCUGGAGAAAGAUUGCAGCAAGGUGUAGAGAUGCUCUGAAAAAUGAAAAUAACUGAAGCUUUUUAUAUGUACAAAUCAAGAGAACAAAACUAAUGUGAACCAUUUCUUGUAAAAAACUGAAUAUCUUUGUAAAACCAACAGUUUAAAAUGAAGUUACAGUUUUACAUUGAACCUGUGGUUGAAUAACAACAUGAAAACAUCGUCCAUACAGUGAAAUUCUGCAAGUGAAAUUAAUUUUAAUCAGUAGAUAUAUGGAUUCACUUACAUUUUCCAUCAAUACUGCGCAUGUUUAAUGAAUCCAUUCAGAUAAGAAAUAUAACUCUUAGUGUAGCAUCAAGUUCAUCACUUUGUUUGUACUUAUGACUUUGAUCUGCAACGGUUCACAUUUCAUUUCUGAAUCAUACAUAAAACAAAGAAUUCCACAAGUUUAACCUACUUUUUUUUGCCAUUGUAUCUGCUGUUGAUGCAUGCAGAUGAAAAAACCUUUAGAAACGUGUUUUGCACAUCUGUGGGAGCAGAUCUAACGUUUCACACUAUUUCACUGAAAGGGGAAAAAUUAGUUAAAAUAUCAGAGUAGUUUUUUUUUUUUUUUUUUUUUUAGAUCAAGUAUCUGACUCAGAUGAAAAGAUAAACUACACACCCUGGGGAUGUGUAUUUUGCACUUCUAGGUGCGAUGCAUGCAGUCCAAUUAUAAAUAAGCAUUCUGGGUUUCCAGAGUCUGUCUUGUCCAGUUGACUUGGUGAUCAUGUGCUCCGUAGAAACAGUGACUCUUGAUGCCAUAAGACGUCUUCACUUGAAUGUAACAUUUUGUAAAUUCUUGAUAUAUUUUAAUAUAAAGUAAGAGGUAGAGCAGAUUUUUCCAUAAAGUGGCUUAAAGCAUAACUAUCGCUAAGAGGUUAGAUGUCCGUCUACAUUUUUGUGACCUCACUGAACCCUUUUAAAGACACAUGGUUUACAUACUUUACUGUAAAAUACUGAAUAUUUCUCAGUGUGGUUGAGCAGGAAUGGCGCCUUUGACGAUACAACUGUCCACAUUCACGCCUGUUUUUGUGGUUCAUUUUAAUACUUUUUUUUUAUUGUUAAUUAUAUGUUUACGAUGGUGUGAAGACAAAUGUAGAUCAAAGUGUGAUCGGAGCAUUCGGGAGGCCUGUGAUCAGCUGGUGAUAAUGCUGAAAGGCAGGUGCAGUGAAAAGACUUUGUUCUUCUCUUAACGUCGUUACCUUUCCAAACUGGCCUCAGUCGUUCUUGUGCCGUGACGCUUCCUCUGCUCUCGCUAAUGGGACGUGCUCUUUUCAUGCCUCCAAUUACACACAGUCAUUUCCUACGCGUCCCUCAGGGCCAUCUUUCUCGAUUAUAGAUGAUGCGCCCCACACCCUUCGGAAUCUGGUGCGUCUGGACUAGGGCUGCAUGAUAUUGGAAAAAACUGACAUUGCGAU